Molecule: messenger RNA, 596 nt
Organism: Acanthocheilonema viteae
Lineage: Eukaryota; Metazoa; Nematoda; Chromadorea; Rhabditida; Onchocercidae
Source: the annotation of a GenBank genome assembly
GAGAAAGGUGUUCGGUGGAUAUUGAUGAUUGUGUUGAUAAAGUAUGUCAGAAUGGUGGACGUUGUAUAGAUCGUGUAAAUGGUUAUGAAUGUAAUUGUGAAGGUACAGGUUAUCAAGGUAUCCAUUGCACCGAUGAUAUCAAUGAAUGUGACUUGGGUAUUUGUGUACACGGUAGAUGCACUAAUUUGAUUGGCUCAUAUAAUUGUGAUUGUGAUAUCGGAUAUAUUGGUAAACAAUGUACUCUAGAAGAUCCAUGCAUUCCGGAUGAUCUAAAUCGAACAAGACAUGAUUGCGUGCAUGGUACAUGCGUGCAUCCUACAGUUGGCAUAAAAAAUAAUAAACAGGUGGCAAAUUAUGAAUGCAAAUGUGAAUUUGGUUAUAGCGGAGAGUAUUGUAUUCAUUUAAUCGAGAAGAGAAAGCCUAUUUUAUUGGGAUACAUAGCUGGGCCAAUAAUAGCCCUUAUAAUAGCAUUGCUUAUUAUUGGUUUCGUAUUACUGACAAUAGUAAUGAUUCGUGGACGACGUGCAACUCAGGGUACCUAUAGUCCAUCACACCAUGAAAAUAGUAUUUCACGAAUGCCGGUUAGAUUUAAAUGA